AUGUUCGUUUAUCAGUGCACCCGACUUCCUCUUUGCGAAGCCAAUAUUCUUGUUACAACCUUCGCAUCUAUUGCUUUUCCAUUGCUCAUCGUUUUAGAUGGAAGUCAAGCAAAUCUCAAAUCCAUAAAUUCUGGUUUCUUCCCUAUCGGUCGGUUCGUUGAUAGCCUUCCCAACAAUACCUCACACACUACACAAUCCAAAGCUCGAAACCCACAAGUCACCACUAUGAGUUCCACUACAUUACCCGAUCUCCUCUCCUCUCCAAACCUACCCAACAUCACAACCCUCGUCAUCUAUACCCCCCUCAUCUACCUCCUCAUCAUCCUCCUCCCCAUUCUUCUCAAUCCCCAAAACCCAAACCUCCCCCCAGGCCCAUGGUACACACGUUUCACAAACCUAGUCCUAAAAUACCACGAAUGGAAUGGUAAUCGACGAAUAUACAUCCAUGAUCUGCACAAGAGCUAUGGAGAAAGCAUUCGAAUCGGUGUAAAAGAAUUUGCUUUUUGCGGGGUUGAAGGAGUGAAAGGGGUUUAUGGAAAUGAGGGAGGAGAGCUGGAUAAAACGGGAUUUUAUGGACUUUUUAGACAAUUGGGGGUUAGGACUACCUUUUCUACUGAGAGGAGGUUGGAGCAUAAAGAAAAGAAGAAGAAUAUCGCAAAACCAUAUCGGAAUUCUGAGAUCAUCAAACCAGCUAUCAUGGAUGGAAUUGAAGAAAGAAGUCAAGCAUUUCUUCGAAAGGUUGAGGACUCAGAAAAUGGAGUUCUUGAUUUUUAUAGAUAUGCACACUGUUUCGCACUAGAUUGCGCAAGUCACUUUCUACUCGGAACAGCGGGAACCAAAUCUAUCGAAGAGAAAGCUGGUAUGGAAAUAAUGGAAGAGAUGACGUAUCACUCAAGUCUCAGAAGUAAGCUUCUCCCCUUCCACUUCUAUUCAAUACUCCCUCUAUACUUCCCUCAAAGUACUCUCUCGACUUUCCAAUCUCACACCCUCACAGACCAACUUCUAACCCUCUACCUCCAACCCCUCUCCACAUUUUUCCUCUCUCUCUUCCCCCAACGCUCCACCCCUUUAACAAAUACAUACAUCCUCACCUCUUGCCUCCACCCAACCCAAGAACCACACACUCUCCUCCACGCCCUCCAGCACGCUUCUCCCUCCCUAUCAGAAACCCAAAUCGCAGCCGAGAUACUCGACCAUCUAGCUGCUGGUCUCGACACGACCGGCGCCUCUCUCACCUACCUCCUCCACACGCUCUCCCUCCCUUCCAAUCUCCCUAUCCAAGAAAAACUCCACCUCUCCCUUACCUCCCCUCCCAAGAACACCACCCAAUCCGAAACCCCCUACCUCAACGCCCUCAUAACCGAAACUCUCCGUCUCCACCCCCCCAUCCCCAUGUCCCAACCCCGUCUCACAUCACCAUCACCCUCCAAACCCAGAAUCAUCGCCCAAUAUCUCAUCCCCCCAAACUCAACCGUAAGUAUCCAAGCCUGGAGUCUCCAUCGCAAUCCCGCGAUCUUCGGGAAUGAUGCCGAGAUGUUCUGUCCAGAACGAUGGCUUGGGAAUGAAGAGAGAGUGAGAGAGAUGGAGAGGGGGUUUUUGGCUUUUGGGAGGGGGGGGAGAGCGUGUACGGGGAGGGAUCUAGCGCUAGCAGAGAUGCGUCAUCUGAUACAGAGAAUCUACACGAAAUAUAGAACGAAGACAAAAGAAGGAUAUGAAGCAGAUAUGGAGAUGGAAGAUCAGAUUAUAUCUAGUAGGCCGAGAGGUCAGGAGUGUAAGUUGAUCUUUGAGAGGAGAUAG
This is a messenger RNA of Botrytis porri, 1797 nucleotides long. RefSeq lists its product as uncharacterized. Gene Ontology annotation, molecular function: iron ion binding; monooxygenase activity; heme binding. The coding region runs from base 1 to 1797 and encodes 598 amino acids. The transcript is spliced from 5 exons. The record is from RefSeq and is a predicted model, not a curated record. Lineage: Eukaryota; Fungi; Ascomycota; Leotiomycetes; Helotiales; Sclerotiniaceae.